Glycine soja is the source of this 3528-nucleotide messenger RNA. RefSeq lists its product as uncharacterized. The transcript is spliced from 2 exons. Gene Ontology annotation, molecular function: nucleic acid binding; zinc ion binding. The annotation marks the transcript as partial. Lineage: Eukaryota; Viridiplantae; Streptophyta; Magnoliopsida; Fabales; Fabaceae. The record is from RefSeq and is a predicted model, not a curated record.
AUGGCUGGAGCAGGUGGUGGUGGUGACGAGUACCAUCAGUUGGACGGCGCUCAAGAUGGGAAUAGAGGUAACAAUGGCGGUAAUGACGGACCGAGGCAGAACCGGGUUGAGGGAGUAAAGCUCAAUGUUCCUCCCUUCAAAGGUAGAAGUGAUCCAGAUGCCUACCUGGACUGGGAAAUGAAGACUGAGCACGUAUUUGUCUGCAAUGACUACACUGAUGCGCAGAAAGUCAAGCUAGCAGCAGCUGAAUUCUCCGACUAUGCCCUUGUUUGGUGGCAUAAAUACCAAAGAGAAAUGUUGAGAGAGGAACGGCGAGAGGUAGAUACAUGGACUGAGAUGAAAAGGGUGAUGAGAAAAAGGUAUGUGCCCACUAGCUAUAACAGAACCAUGCGACAGAAACUCCAAGGGCUGUCCCAAGGGAAUUUAACCGUGGAAGAAUAUUAUAAAGAGAUGGAAAUGGCGUUAGUGAGGGCCAACAUCGAAGAGGACUCCGAAGACACAAUGUCUCGUUUCCUGAAUGGUCUAAACCCUGAAAUCAGAGAUGUUGUUGAAUUACAGGAGUAUGUGGUGUUGGAUGACUUGUUACAUAGGGCGCUUCGGGUUGAACAGCAAAUUAAAAGAAGAAGUGCAACAAGGAGGAACUCACCCAAUACUUACAACCAAAACUGGGCCAACAGAUCCAAGAAGGAGGGAGGUAAUUCGUUCCGACCUGCAGCCACAUCCCCGUAUGGAAAGUCAGCAACACCCAGUGUAGGUGGAAGCAAACAUAACACCUCCACUUCCUCAUCCAAUACUGGAACCAGAAACAUAAAAUGUUUCAAGUGCUUAGGCAGAGGACAUAUUGCUUCUGAAUGUCCAACCAGGAGGACCAUGAUCAUGAAGGCUGAUGGAGAAAUCACUAGUGAGUCUGAAAUCAGUGAAGAAGAAGUGGAAGAAGAAGAGUAUGAGGAGGAAGCUAUGCAGGGUGAUAUGUUGAUGGUGAGAAGGAUGUUGGGAAAUCAAAUGCAGCCACUGGAUGACAAUCAAAGAGAAAAUAUUUUCCACACCAGAUGUGUAAUUAAUGGUAAGCUAUGCUCUUUAAUUGUUGAUGGAGGAAGCUGUACCAAUGUUGCAAGUUCCACAUUAGUGACCAAACUGAAUUUGGAAACUAAGCCCCAUCCUAGACCAUACAAACUUCAGUGGCUUAGUGAAGAUGAAGAGGUAAAAGUGACUCAACAGGUUGAGGUGUGUCUCACCAUUGGGCGAUAUAAUGACAAGGUGCUGUGUGAUGUGGUCCCAAUGGAAGCGACCCAUGUGCUGUUAGGAAGACCGUGGCAGUAUGAUACCAAGGCAGUGCAUGAUGGCUUCACCAACAAAAUCUCUUUCCAGCAAGCUGACAAGAAGAUUGUUCUCAAACCGUUAUCUCCUCAAGAGGUUUGUGAGGAUCAGAUAAAAAUGAGAGAAAAGAAAAAGAGUGAGACACUUGAGAGGAAGAAGAGUGAGACACUUGAGAAGGAAAAGAGAGGAAAGAAAAAGAGUGAAACACUUGAGAGGGAAAAGAGAGAAAACAAAAAGAGUGAAACACUUGAGGGCAAACAGCUUUAUUUAGCAACAAAAAGGGAGGUGAGGAGGGUGCUUUGUGCGAGACAACCCCUCUAUUUAUUGUUUUCUCAACGUCAGAUGUUGCAUGCUAACCCAAUUGAUGAAUUUAAAUUGCCUUCUAGUAUUCAAUCUCUUCUGCAGGAUUUUGAUGAUGUGUUUCCAGCAAGUGUACCAGAUGGUUUGCCACCAUUGAGGGGAAUUGAGCAUCACAUUGAUCUCAUUCCCGGAGCGUCCUUGCCCAAUCGGCCAGCUUAUAGGAGCAACCCACAAGAAACUAAGGAGAUCGAAAGGCAAGUAUCCGAACUCCUGAGCAAAGGUUGGGUGAGAGAUAGUAUGAGUCCGUGCGCUGUACCUGUCAUUCUAGUACCCAAGAAGGACGGCUCAUGGAGGAUGUGUUCUGAUUGUAGAGCCAUAAACAACAUCACCAUCAAGUAUAGGCACCCAAUCCCCAGGUUAGAUGAUCUUCUUGAUGAACUGUAUGGUGCAUGUGUGUUUUCUAAAAUUGAUUUGAAAAGUGGCUAUAAUCAGAUUAGAAUCAGAGAGGGAGAUGAAUGGAAAACUGCCUUUAAAACAAAAUAUGGUUUGUAUGAGUGGAUGGUUAUGCCAUUUGGUUUGACUAAUGCACCUAGUACUUUCAUGAGAUUGAUGAACCAUGUUUUAAGGGAAUUUAUUGGGAAAUUUGUGGUGGUGUACUUUGAUGAUAUUCUUAUCUAUAGCACUAGUCUUGAUUUGCAUGUUCAACAUUUGCAAUCUGUUUUAAGUGUGCUUAGGAAAGAAAAAUUGUAUGCCAACCUAGAAAAGUGCUCCUUUUGUACUGAUCAUGUGGUGUUUCUGGGUUUUGUUGUUAGUGCUGAGGGAGUACGGGUGGAUGUGGAAAAGGUUAAGGCCAUCCAAGAAUGGCCAACACCUAAGACCCUGAGUGAGGUGAGGGGAUUUCAUGGUUUAGCAAGUUUCUAUAGGAGAUUUGUUAAGGAUUUUAGUACAUUGGCUGCUCCUCUAACUGAAGUUGUUAAGAAGAAUGUGGGUUUCAAAUGGGGUAAGAAACAAGAAGAGGCCUUUGCUGCCCUCAAACAUAGGUUAACUAAUGCACCCAUUCUUGCUAUGCCUAAUUUUGCAAAAUCAUUUGAAAUUGAGUGUGAUGCGUCAAAUGUGGGCAUUGGGGCUGUUUUAUUGCAAGAGGGACAUCCGAUAGCUUAUUUUAGUGAAAAGUUAGGAGCCGCUGCCCUUAACUAUUCAACUUAUGAUAAGGAAUUGUAUGCUUUGGUUAGGGCUUUACAAAUUUGGCAGCAUUACCUAUUACCCAAAGAGUUUGUCAUCCAUAGUGAUCACGAGUCCUUAAAAUACUUAAAAGGCCAAGGAAAGCUUAAUAAGAGGCAUGCUAAGUGGGUAGAGUUUUUAGAGCAAUUUCCAUAUGUCAUCAAACAUAAAAAGGGGAAAGGGAAUGUAGUGGCUGAUGCACUGUCUAGGAGACAUGCUUUACUUGCUAUGCUUGAAACUAAACUGUUUGGUCUCGAGUCUUUGAAAGACAUGUAUGUGCAUGAUGUGGACUUUGCUGAAAUUUUUGCUGCAUGUCAAAAGUUUUCUGAAAAUGGUUACUAUAGGCAUAAUGGAUUCUUGUUUAAAGCAAAUAAAUUGUGUGUGCCUAAGUGUUCCAUUAGAGAGUUGCUUGUGAGUGAAUCACAUGAGGGGGGGUUGAUGGGACACUUUGGGGUUCAAAAGACCCUGGAAAUUCUGCAAGAGCAUUUCUUUUGGCCUCAUAUGAGGCGUGAUGUGCAUAAGUUUUGUGGUCAUUGCAUUGUGUGUAAACAAGCUAAAUCUAAGGUUAAACCUCAUGGACUGUAUACUCCUUUGCCUGUUCCUGAAUAUCCUUGGACUGACAUAUCUAUGGACUUUGUUUUGGGGCUGCCCAAAACCAAGAAUGGAAAGGAUUCUGUGUUUGUUGUUGUU